ACAUAAAUUUGGAUGAGACCCACACUGCGGGGCUCAUUUUUUGGAGCUUGUGCUUUUAACAAAGUGCUGCAAGAGUGAGUGAGUCUCUGGCUCUCUUUGCUCUGCUCACUUGAUUCAGAGUCCUUUUUUGUUUCCUUGUCUUUGAUUAUUGUUAAAAUCCUACAAUUUUGACAACCACGAAGAGAUUCCAGAACCAGAGGAACCAGAUUUCUCCUCCUGCUGUGGUUUUUCCUCUCCCUUCUCCCCUCUUCCCUUUCCCCUCUCCUCUUUCCCUCCUCCCUUCUCACGCUGGGAAACUCUUCAAAGCUUUCUCAGGCUCAUUGCCUACACCUGCCCACCAGGAGAGUCCAGUAGCUGGAUCUCUCCCUCACAGAAGCUUGUUCCUGCUUACUCCUUUUGCUGUUACAACUGCUUGCUGCUGCUACUGAGGAAAAAAGGCUCUUACUGUUCUCUGGGAUUCAAUUCUCUACUCCAGCUGUCACACAUCUAUUUCACAACAAACAUCAAACAUGUUGGGAUUGAGCAUGUUCCAAGCAGCCCGAUUGGUCCGUGGGUUUCAUAACUGGACCUGGAUCUGGCGAAUAGGAAAUACCUCACCUUCUGCUACUGUUUCUCCUUUCAUUUCCUCCAUCGCUACAAAGAUCAAAAAGUAUAAGAAAAUGAAAAAUCUGACAGAGCCUCCUAACUGGACCCAGUUGUACCAAGAGCGUUAUAUUCCUUUGAGCAAGGACCAGUUACUGGGGUAUCUCUCCCAGGAGUUUCACUCAAGUCCUUCGGAAGAAUCUGCUAUCCGUGAGUUUGCAUUUCAAGCUGAAUUCCACACUAUGUUCAAGUACAAGCACAUCCUAACCCAGAUGCAAGCAUUGUACUACCCCAUCCCCCAGAAUCCUGAUAUUCUCCACCAGCCUCUGCUGACUGAUCACCAGUGUCAGGACAAAGAACAGGAACUGCUCAGGGCUCUGGAGCCCCUGUUAGACCAAGCCAACUACUCCCUUCUGUCAGAGGAAGUGGUGGCUUUUUCUCUGUCCCUGCGGCACAAGACUGAGGUGGUCAAGGUGAAGGCCAACCUGAAAGAGUACACUUUGAUGCGGUUCUGGGCCCUGGGACAGCGCAAGGGGAUUAUCUCCUCCAGUACAUGGAGGUACCUGGGCUUCCUCACGAAACUGCCAGAAGAAAGGCGCUAUUUUCAGCGGGUAGUGAUGGCAGCGAAUAUCAAACAGGCCCCCCUGGUGCUGAAGAGUUUCAAGGAUGUGCCUCUGGACAGCCUGCAGUACUUAUUGCCAGGGGUGAAGGCACGGACUUCCAGACUUAAGUUAGCUCAGCUCAAUGCCAUAGUCAUGGUGUCUGGGUUGGUGUCUUUCAUCAACUUGGGCAUGGUAGCCGCUUCUUCUCUCCAUCUAGCUACCUCCCUGCUCCUGCUGUUUUUUGUUUCUCUCAUGGGGCACCGAACCUUCAAGGUUUUCACCCGGCUGCAGAAGCUGAAUAACCUAGAGCUAAUCAAUCUGCUCUAUUUCCGAACCACAUCCAGUGAUUAUGAACUGAUCAAUAACAUAGUGCUGAGGGCUCUGGAAGAACACAUCAAGGAGGUCCUGCUGGCCCACAGUUUCCUGAGCAGGAAAGGGGAUGUGCCUCCAGAGGAGAGUGCCCAGUGGCUGCAGAAAACUGUGGAAAGCUGGGUCAGGACCCGCUUGGGCUGCAAAGUGAGUUUUGAUGGAGCCCGAGCACUGGAUCACCACAAAGCUCUUGUUGAAAAUAUGUCCAUUGGACCCCUGACCAGUUAUUUUAAGAAUCUUAACCCCCUUCUGAUUAGCCAGUCGAACAAAUCCCUGGACCCUCCUUCUCAGAUCCAGUCUGUCAAGGAAUAAGGCAUUUGUAGCCCCAUCUACUAUCCUCUCCUGCUGGCUCUCCAUCUGGUUGUGACACCUGAGGACUACACUCUUGGCUCAGGGAUGAAGAAGUAUCCUAUGCAAAUGGAAUUCUAGAAUGGAGAGAGGCGAUAGUAACUGAAAUUUACCCCAAUCUUCCUUCUACCUCCUUGGAGAAGGGAGCAGAUAAUGUACCUGGUUCCUUCCCCAGUAGCCUCCCCUUCCCUUCAAACUCCAGUUAUUCUUUUAUCCAGUUAUUUUUUUAUCCAGUUAUUAUUUUUAUUAUUUUUUAUCUUUUUAUAUUCUUUUAAGGUAUUUAUUUAAAAUUUAUGUUUUGAGAAAAAAUAAAAAUUAAUUCUAUCCCAACCUCAGUAUAUUUCCAUUCAUUCAUAUCCUGGCUACACCAAGUAAUUUUUUAAAUUUCUCCCCUGCCCACUCUGUAAAGAAGCAUUGUUAUGGUGUAUAUGAUAAUUAUUGAAUUUAAAGUGCAGUUUAAUUUGUAUGCCAAUGUGUGUGUGUGUUAAUUUGUACUUUUUUCUAGCAAUUAAUGAAGUUAAAUUAAAAAAUUUCCUUGGUUGCAGUAGAGCUUAAAAAUGUCAGAAGAGAUGAAGAAAGUUUACUGGCCUCUUGUGCAAAACAGACAUGAUCAUUAAGGAAAAAUUAAAACAUUUUUUCAAAAAAAGCUGAAUUUACAUGUAAAAGCUAUGUGAGGGCCAAAUUUAAUUUAACCUCCGUUAGUAUAUGUAGGCUUCAUAAGGCUAUUUAUUACAUUAUUAAAACAAAUUCUAAUAGCAGCUGUCAUUUACAAUACCUGUGAGAUACUAAAGCCAUUAUUAAAGUGCUUGUUUUCACUAACAGGAAUGUGGCUGGCUCUUUUGCUAGCACUCUUAGAAAGGGAAAAUCUCUUCUCUACAUUAGAUUAUGAGCUCAUUUAUCUUUGCAAUAGACAAAUCUUUGCUUCAUUGUUUUAACACAUUAAAAUGGUAGACUUUUAGAAAAACUAUUUUUUAAAUAAAAGGGUUUUGUAGUAAGAAACAACCUAUUAAACCACUACCUAUAUCUAUUAUUCCAAUACCAAUCUAUUAGGCCAGGGAACUUUUCUGAGUUGAUUGAUAAGGAAUGAUAAAUGUUCUACUCUUUAAAACCCAGUCAAUUUUCCCAGUACUAACUUGUAGUUUUUGAGAUGCUAUAAAUGUAUAUAUAUCAAUAUACGUACAUAUAUACAUAUACAUAUAAUUUAGAAUUAGACUCAGAUGGGAAAGAAAAAUUUUCAGAGUUAAAAAAGGCAUUGAAAUCAGCCCCAGUAUUGACCCUAUCCUCUCUGAGUAAGCCUUUUCAUCUAUUUGCAACAGUGGACCAAGAAAUAGCCUUUGGUGUCCUUGCCGCAGGCAUGAGGAAGAUAAAGACAACCAGUAGUGUUCUUAUCUAGGAUCCUUCAUCUUGUUGGGAGAGGAUGGUCAAUUUGUAUUCAAUCAGUUGCUGCUAUUGUGGUUUUGGUAGAAGAAAGUAGGAAAUUAACUUUUGAAGGAAGUCUAUUGGUUAGUGUACCUCACCAAGUUCUCACAAUUCUUCACCAAAGAGCUAGGAGGUGGCUCAUUGAUUCUAGGAUAUUGAGAUAUGAAGCAAUCCCUUUGGAAAAGGAUGAUCUAGUCCUGGCAACAGAUUAAAACUUGAACCCUGCAAUGUUUCUAUAAGAGACUGGGAAGGAAAAUCAUGAAGAGAUUGAAUAUGAUCACUUAGACAUUAUUGACUUCCAAACGAAUGCCAGGGAACUUACAGGAAACACCUAUCCCUGGAGAAAUGAAUUUAUUUAUAUAGAUGGAUCCUCAGGAGUAGUAGAUGGAAAAAGAAAAAAUAGUUAUGCAAUUAUUGAUAGAGAUAAAGCAACUUUAAUAGAUAAGGACUGUCUCCCCAAUACUGGGUCAGGUCAAACCUGUGAUAUGUAUGCUCUAAACCAAGCUCUGAAGAUACUGGGAGAUGGAGGGAGAAAUAAAUAUACCAUCUCAAAAGACUCACAGGGAGUACUGCAUGAAUUUGAAAAAUUUUGGAAUGAACAAGUAAUGAUUUCUAGUAAGGGAAAGGAACUAGCACAUACUGAGCUGCUAGAGAAAGUUCUUGAAAACCUGUUAAGUCAGACCAGUUGACUGUUAUCCAUGUAAAUGGGCAUCAAUAAAAAGAAAUUACUUUAAAGUUAGGGGAAAUAAAUUAGCAGAUAAAGAAAUUAGGAGAGCUAGAAUUGAGGAAGAGGAGGAAGUACCAAUGUUUCCUCUCAUACCAUCCUUGUCUGAAGAAGUAGGAAAGCCAUUUUUUUCCCCCUGAGGCAGAGAUAAAUAAGGAGAAAAAGUAGAAGAUGGCAGAUGGCUUCUGGCUGAUGAGAAUGAGAUAAUCAAUCAAACUAUAGCUAGAGGAAUUCUAAAUCACUUACACCAAGGGAGUCACUGGGGAGUCCAAAAUUCAUGUGGCCUAAUCUUGGCACAAUAUGUGUGUGCAUUGGAAUACUCAUUGUUGCAAAGCAAAUAGUGGACUCCUGACUAAUUUACAAAAAGGUAAAUAGUUUGAGGAGCUGACCUCUAGAGGGAAGGGCUCCAGGGCUAAGGCCAUUCCAAAGAAUUCAAUCAAGUAGAUUUUACUGAGAUGAUACCAGUUGGUACCUUCUCAUGUUGGUGGAUCAUUUGACUUCCUGCAUAGAGGCUUAUCUGUUUCCUAGAGCCAAAUGGUGUGGUUGUAACAAAGAUUGUGCUUGAGCAGAUUAUUUCUAGAUAUGGCUUACUAGAUAAUGUUAUUCUGAUAAUAGAACCCACUUUACCUCUAAAAUAUUACCUCUAAAAUAUUGCAGGGAGUGGCCCCAUCAUUUGAGAAAAAUGGGGAUUUCCACAUUCCAUGGCACCCACCUUCUAGUGGAAGAGUGGAGAGAAUGAACCAGGAGUUAAAAAGAAAGCUCACCAAACUGAUGCUGGAGAUCCAGUUACCCUGGAUUAAAUGUCUGCCAUUGUUGGCACUAUUGAGAAUAAGACGAACCCCGGAAGAAACAUUCAGGGAGAGUAGAGAUAAAUUUUCAAGAAGCUAUAUAUACACUCUUGUACUAAAUUAUUCUUCCCUACAGAAAAAAGCUUUCCUUGUGCAGAAACCUCCUUUAGGCUUUCCAGUUCAUAAUUCCAGAUAAAGGACUGGGUUCUUAUCCUUUCCCAGAAAGAAGAAAAUCUAACUCCAAUUUGGGAAGACCCAUAUCAAGUCUUAUUGAUGACUGAUAGAGCAAUUCAGAUUGCAGAGCAUGGCUGGACACAUCAUUCCAGGGUUGAAGAACCCAUUGACCACUCCACUAUGUGGAAAGCUGAGACAUCAGCAGACCAGUCUUUCACCAUGAAAAAGAUUGCAGUGGCCCUAGGAACUUAUACAAACUGUUGCUUUAAGAGAUUGCUAGCUCUGGAGCUGUCAAGGAGAUAGCCUUGAGUCACUCACUCAGAGUAGCACCCUUGUCCCUUGCACAAAAAGCCAUAAAGGCCACAUACUGUCUGCAGCCUAUUAAGGCUCCUGCCUGUUUAUUAGAGUGAGCCUGAGGGUGCACAACCCCAAAAACUCACUACAUACAUCUGUUAGAGGAUCAUAGAUUUAGAACUAGAUGGAAGUUAUAUAAUUCAAUUCCCUCAAUUUAAAAUGAAUGAACUGGGACUUGGGAAGACUAAACAAGUUUAUGCAGUUUAUGAGUAGAAGUUAGGGUAGCUAGGCAGUACAAUGGAUAGAGUACCCAGCCUGGAGUCAGGAAGAUGUCAGUUCAAAUCCAGCUUCAGCUGUGUGAUCUGGGCAAGCCUUUUACUCUGCUUGCCCCUGUCUCCUCAUCUGUAAAUGACCUGGAGAAGAAAAUGGCAAAGUACUCCAAUCUCUUUCCCAAGAAGUCUCCAAAUGGUUAUAUAAAGAGUUGGACAUAACUGAAACAAAUGAAAAAGCAACAGAAGUGGAAUAGAUAAUAUUUGAACUCAUGUCCUUUGACUGGAAGUGACUCCCUUAUCACUGAAUGGUACUGUCUCCCAAUUAUUGGGUUUCUAAGGGAAAUGCUAAUUGAAUCAUUUGAAAGCAUUUAGAAAGUUAGCUUAAUUAAAUAAAUGAAAUAUUUGCAAGUAAACUAUUAUCUAAGACCUCCUGAGUUCUCUUCACAUCCAUUCUUUAGGCUAGUUAGGUAUCAGUAGACAAGUCUUUUUCUGUAAUUCAGGCUCUAGAUUAUGAUCUUCACUUUUAUCUUCACUAUUUUCAACAAAUAUAAGGCAUCUAAAGAAACUAAUUGGCAUGGUGCUAGGUAUUAUAUAACACAAACUACACAAACAAAAUUCUGACUCUUUUUCAGAGUUCACUAUAGGAAAUUUUAUUUACCUGGGAACUAUUAUUAUAAGCUACAUUGUAAGAGUAAUGUUAAAAUUAAGAAUCAGGGGCACUAGGUGGCUCAGUGGAUUGAGAGUCAAGCUUGGAGAUGGAAGGUCCUGGGUUCAAAUAUGACCUCAGAAACUUCCUACCUGUGUGACCCUAGGCAAGUCACUUAACCCCCAUUUCUUAGCCCUUACCCCUCUUCUGCCUUGGAACCAAUACACGGCAUUGAUUUUAAGACAGAAGGUAAGGGUUUUAAAAAAUAUUAAGCAUCAGAUUUUUAGUCAGUGUACAUAAGGAGGUAAAUGAUCCAUAGAAAACAAUUCAUUACUUUCCAUUGUAUUUUAAUUUAAAAUCUAAGAAUUUUUUAUUUUUUGUUUGAGAUUGUAUUUUUAUAAAAACCCAAGACUUUGAAUUUUGUUCGAAAAAAGAUCUUCAAGAAAGAAGUUUGAUAACUCCUAAAUCCAGAAAAUGAAUUGUUGCAGAAAGAUUCUGGAAAACCUAAACUUCAUCAAGAAGAUCAAGAAUGAACGUUGGAUAUGGUUGAUUGAACUGAACUUUGAUUGAACAUUUAUUGUAAAUGUACACAUUUAUGCCAAAAGGGACUGCCCCUAAUUUGUCUUUCUGUCAAUGCGCCUAGCAAAACAUUGGUUUUGCUUGCUUUCUUUUCUAUUCCUCCCUCACUACUCUAAUUUCCUCUUAGAAAAUUGAAUAUUGCAUAUAUCUAUAGUUAGAAGUGCAUUUAGAACUACAAGAUGAUUAUGUUAAAUGAUCAAUGGGGAGACUAGUCUCCCAAUGAUCAUUCAGGGGGGAUUGUGAACCCUAAAAAUUUUCAGACCCUACUUCAUAGGGUUAGGAUUGUAAACCUUAAAAAUUCCCCAUUGGGACCAAUCCCCAUUUGGGCAGUGAAAGUAACUUAGAUCAGGAAUGUGAAAACUCUACUCCAACCCUACUUAAGCCUGCUUUAGGGAAAGAAACUCCUUGCUGAACAAUGAAAGAUACUUAAACCCAUACUUAUAGUAGGACAAAAGUUCUUUAAGCCAUGCCUAUUUUAGGACUAAUACAAAAGGGUGCUAAGUACCUAUUAAGGUCAAGCAACUUGUGAAUUUACAAGGAACAAAGAGGUGAAAACUUACUCAGAGCUUUCCUGGUGUGAAUUACUCAAAAAUUUACAGCUUCUUAGGUGUGAACUAAGAAUGGUCUGUCCUUUGAAAAAUGUCUACUGUGAUUGGUAGAUAUAAGGACUUAGGGGAGGUGACAUGGGAGAAAAUUCCCUAUAUAAGAAAAAAACAGUCUCUAAGGAGGAGGUUGGGAGAAAGCUCUGGAAGAGUCUCUAAGGAGGCUCUGAAGACAGUCUGAAGGAGGCUGACUCUGGCUGGAACUCCCUCUGAGAAGACUCUGUCCCUCUGAAUCCUUGCUUGGACAGAUCUUGUGGGGAGUGAUUAAGGACUGACUGAUCUUUCUCUUAAGGGCUUAGGCCUGGGUUGGCCAGGGCUGCCCUGGGCUGGCCUAUCCCUUUCUCAUUAUACCCUCUUUUUCUCUCUUUCUCUCUUUCUCUAAUUCCUCAUUGUAUUAAUUAAAAAUCUCUAUAAAACCCAGUUGACUUGGGUAUAUUUUAAUAAUUGGGAAUAUUUCCUUGGCGACCACCUUAUAUUUGAUUUAAAAACAAGACACUGUCUUGAAACAUAUUUCGUGUGGUCAUAAUUUACUCAUCCACUCUUUUAUCUACUACAAUUUAAGUCUUCCACUAUUUUAAUCUAUAGUUUAUGGCCUCAAACUAUUUUAAUUAUUACACCAUUUAGUUUUCAAUUUCUUAAGAUAAUUUAUUAUUUAGGCUAUAUAAUAAUCAAUAAUGACCUUUAGAAUAUAUGUCCUUUACUCCAAUGGUAUCAGACUUGCAGCCUGCAAAAACUGCUGAAAUACCUUAGCCAGAAUAAAAUCAAGUGGGAAAUGUAUAAUAAAAUAAAUACAAAUUCAACAGAUGUUAGUUUUCUUUUUCCUAAUGAAAUAUAUGAACUUCAAGAACUUAUUUCUAUUUGAGUUUAGCACCAUUGCUUUACUCAAUCAUGUAAAGUAUUUAUUUGGCAAUUAUAGAAUGCAAAAAUCCUAUCUGGGUUAUUUAUGUGAAGAAAGUAGUUCCUUCAGAAAUUUAGGUUUACUAAAAUCAAUCUUACUAUCACUUCUUAUGCUUUUUCCUAAUCCUGAUACUGGAUAGUCUUUCUUUAUUGGUAUUGUGUACUGUUAAUCCUUCCUGGUCUUCCCCUAUGUGUCUGAUCAAUGAAAUAAUUUAACCUUUUCCCAGCUGUUAUCUGGCAUAUUGGUUUUUUUCAUAGUCACUAUUAGAAGACUUUCAUUGUCCAUCUGUAGUGGUAUAUAUAAUGAUAAACCAAAUGAAUAUAUAAUGAUAAACUAAAUGAAUUCACAAGUGAAAAUAGAUAGCUAGGUAGAUAAAGAGAUAGAUGGAUAUGUAGAAAAGAGGAGAGAGAGUAGAAUCCUGAUAUUUGUGAUAAAUGUGUAUAAAGGAAAGAAACAAGGGGGAAAAUUGUCCCAUUUUUCUGCUUCAGCUAAUAUGAAGAAUUCAUGAGAAAGGAAAGAAAGUGUCAUGUGCUUCUCAGCUUUAUGUUCAAUAAUGAAGAAAAUGAUGGUUACAAUAAGGGUUUCAUUUGUGAUUUAAUUAAAAAAGAAAAUAAAGUCUGAGGUUAUUCAUAAAAAGCAUAGUGAAUAUAUUAUCUCACAAGGCAGACAUCACAUAGAAAACAACCCAAAUUUUAUCAGAAAGUUCCCAGACUUCUACUGAAGUAUCAUAUUAGACCCAUAAUAAAAAAAUAAUAAUAAAAUAAUAAAGAAUAUAGGAGUGUGUGGAGAGGUAUUGAAUCAUCGCAAGUGUUGGUUGUUGUUGUUGUUUUUUUAAUAAAGAAAGCUUGCUUUAUUUGUAAAAUAAGUUUUCAUGAAAACAACUCUUUAUUCUUAAUAGAUGUAAACCUGAAAAUUUCUUAGACUAAUGAAUGUUGAAAAUUUCCCCAUUGGGAAAUUUCAUACUGGAAAAAAUUUCCUUGGCAUGGGAGGAUCCUUCUCCUCCCUACUUAAGACUACUUUAGGACAGAAACCUUUUGCUAAACAAUGGAAAGGGCCUUGACCUAUGCUUAAGCAUGGAACAGGAAGUUCUUUGAGUCAUGAUUGAUUUUAGAAUUGAUACAAUAGAGAUACUUGGAAUGACAGAACCAGGUCUUGGAACUUACAAUCUCCACCCUACUCAGUCUAACAGGAUUUAGGAAGGGCUGCAGCAUAGAUCAAGAUUUAAUUAUUUGAGAAUAUGACCUACAACAGACAUGUGCAAAGGAAACAGACCUCUGGGCUGUCCUGGGUUAAGCUAGAGCCACCAUUGGCACAGGGGAGACAUUGACAGUGAUUGGUAGAUGUGAGAACUGAGGGGAGGGGGUUUUGCUCUGAGUGAGGUGGCUCUGAAGGAGGACUGAGGAGGUUUCUCUGUUGGAGGACCAGGCGAGAAGGCUGGCUCUGAAGGAGGAGAAUUCUCUGGAAACAUUUCUUGAAAGGAGGCUCUCUUGAAGUUGGAGCCUGAUGUUGGCAUGAGAUGCCUUACCUAGAGAGAUCUUGGGUGAGUGAUAAAACCAACUGACUGAUUUAUUCAUUCUUAUUCCUUUCUUACUUUCUCUCUUUUUCUAUUGAUUAAUCAGUGUAUUAUAAAUUAAAUUUCUCUAUAAAACCCAGUUGGCUUGGGCAUAUUCAUAAAUUGGGAAUAUAUUCCCUGGUGACCAUCUUAUAUUUAUAUAAAACCAAGACACAGUAGAAAACAUAUUUCAGCGGUCAUAAUUGAUAUAUAUAUAUAUAUAUAUAUAUAUAUUUCCCUUGCUCCCAAACAUUUUAAUUAUCACAGUUUAUGGCUCCCACUCUCUUAUCUACAACUAAUUAACACUCAAAACUAUUUUAGAUAUAACAUAGGCCACAUGCCUUUCUACUGCCUAUUUUACACUUAAAGCCAUAAUUUGACAUCACAAUUAUUUCCCAGAAAGAUAAUUAUGGUCACACAGAGGAUAAUGAAUUUAGGGGAAUGAUUAACGGUAGGAACAAAAUACUAUCUUUUGCUCUUACUAGGCUCAUUUACCAUAAGAAGAUAAAUACAAAACCAUCCAAUAAAAAGAAAGAUGUAUCAGCAAAAUUAUGAUGAAGAGUACUGGCCUGAAGUACCAUUGACUAUUUAGCACUUUUCUGUUGAUUGUGUUAAGUUAAUAUCUCUAAUCAAUAUUUUAUUUCUCAAAUAUAUAGAAAACUGAGUCCAAUUUAUAAAAAUAUUAGUCAUUCUCCAACUGAUAAAUGGUCAAAUUAUAUGAACAAGCAGUUUUCAGAUGAAGAAAUCAAAGCUCUCUGUAGCCAUUUGAAAAAAUGCUCUAAAUCCCUCUUGAAUGAAGAAAUGUGAAUUAUAAACAAAACUGAAAAACUACCUCACACUUAUCAGAUUGGUCAAUAUGAAAGACAAGAAAAAUGAUCACUAUUUUAGGGGAUGUGGGCAAAUUGAAUCACUAAUUCAUUGUUAAUGGAGUUGUGAUGAGAUCCACCCAUUCUGGAGAGCAACUUGAAAUUAUGUGGAAAAGUUUCUAAAUACCCUUUGAACUAAUAAUACUGUUACUAAAUGUAUAUCCAAUGAGAAUAAACAAAGGAAAAAGAACCUAUCUGUGCACAACAUUUUAUUGCAGAUCUAUUUGUGGUAGCAAAGAAAUGGAAAUUGGGGGGCUAUCAUUCAAUUGGAGAAUGAUUGAUCAAGUUGGAUUAUUGUAAUGGAAUACUAUUGUGGUAUAAGAAAUGAUGAGCCAGGAUAAUUUCAGAAAAACCUGGAAAACCUAAUUGAAUUGAUACAAUGUCAAGUAAGCAGAAACAGAAAAACAUUGUACACAGUAACAGCAAUAUUUCUUGAUAAACAAAUGUGAAUGACCUAGUUAUUCUCAGCAAUAGUGACUAGAAUGAUGUAAAUCCCAAAGUCUCAUCAUAAAUUGCCAUCCCCCUGCAGAGAAAGAAAUGGAGGAUGAAUGCCUAGUAAAAUAUACUAUAUUUCACUUUCAUCUUUUUUUGUUUGAGAUCUCUUCUAUAAAAAUUACUAAUAUAAAAAUAUUUUACAUGAUAGCUUAUGAAAAAUCUGAGUCAUAUUGCUUACUAACUCAGAGUAGAGGGGAGGGUUUGAAAGGAAUAAGUAGUGAGCCUGGGAGAGAGGAAGAGGAUUUGGAAAUCAUUUUUUUUGACCUUUUUUUAAUUUUUUUUAAUAUA
Monodelphis domestica (gray short-tailed opossum) is the source of this 11498-nucleotide messenger RNA. Its product is annotated as transmembrane protein 143. NCBI's taxonomy places the organism in Eukaryota, Metazoa, Chordata, Mammalia, Didelphimorphia, Didelphidae. The record is from RefSeq and is a predicted model, not a curated record. Gene Ontology annotation, cellular component: mitochondrion.